UGAAGAUACACCACCCAAAGGCAUGGAAGGGGGGAUACGACUUCCUUAUGGCGGCGAGUUUAGGAAGCUUGUCAAGGCCCUCGAGGGCAAGGACGAGCCCGUCAGACUUCGACAGCUUCUCGUCGGGGCGCGUUCAGCCGCAACUGGAGAAGACGCCAACGAGGCUCAAGAACGCGACUGUAGCUGGGCGGCAGAGAUUCUGCGCGAACUGGCCAUUAUCGACUUGAAACCUCCGGAUCCUUCGCGCUUGUCCGAACCGGUGCUCGUUCGGGGAGCAGACAUGGUGACGGCCAUUAGUGAUAGUUUGAUCGACCAAGAAGUCCGCCAUCGGUUUCUCCUCACCAACUCGUCGUACGAACUGCAUCCAGGGCUCCUCCGGCUCUUUGCCUAUGUCCUGCAUCCCGAAAUGGUCGACUGCUUCAAGAACCACUACCUGCGGGUAUCCAGGUUUGGGCUGCGAACAACAGACGUCACAGCUAUCGUGCACAUCACGCUGCGGAGCUGGGCGAGGAAGGAGGAUCCUACGUCAUUCGACGCGCGCAAAGAAGACGAUAAGAUCCGCCUCCCCGCCAACCUGGAGAAGAGCUGGAAGUUGAAGGAGAAAGCAAGACUCCGGAAGGAGAAGGGAAAGUCAGUCCAGAACAACAACCCCAAGCCUGACGUCCCUCGAGAUUUAGAGGGCGGUGGUUCCGAGAAACCGCCAGAGAUGGAGCUCCGGGUAUCGUCGAUCGGCAUGUCGACCAACGAGUUUGGUGACUUUAGCAAGUGCUCCGUCGUCACAGACCUGAUCCACCCAAACGACAUUGCCGCACUUGGCAGGCAGGCGCAAGAGAUUUGGAACGGCUUCGUGCACCAACCGCAAACAGGCCGCUUUCUCGUCUUUUCUCGUGUGCUUGGCCUCCUUUGUAAAGGCAUUGUGACACACUAUCAGGAGGCGCUGCUCGAGUUCGUAGCCAAGAUGCAACUGGAACAGGAGUUGCCGACUUAUCUCAAAGACCCCGGGGAGCUCCGAAACGGCGACGCCGAUGCCGAGCUGCGGCUGAGUUUGUGGAGUCUCGAGGCGCUAUAUAAGAUGAGCAACACGCUUGCGAUGUCGGUCAAGGCAAUUGAGGAGGCGAUUGAGGACGUGAAGAGGGAGGUUCAAAAGGGCCCGGGAGAGAGGAGCCAAGAACUAGAAAACAUGUGCCGCGCCCACAUCGAGAUGUUGGAGAGGAGCUUUUCGGAUCUCACGGCGAUUCAGUCAAGACUCGAGCGGAAGGUGGAAUUAAAUUCGCGGUACUCUAGCGCGCUCUCGGACGUGCUUGCGCUACGUGCCAGCUACGACUCGUACAGGCAGAACAGCACCAUCGAGAGGCUUACCUAUGUCACUAUCGGGUGUCUCCCGCUUGGGCUUGCAGCAGCACUGUUCGCUGUCCCAAAAGAGCAAUCUGUCAUGGUGGACAACAUGGGUCCAGGCUGGUUUACGGGGAUUGUCUUUGCGUUCUUUCUCGUGAUAUUCGUGAUCGCGUAUUUCCUGGGCAAGAUUUUGGGUGGACUGCGGGCCGCCGAGCAGGCCGUGAAGCGAUGGUGGAGGGACGGAGUGCUUUAAAGGCUGUUCGUUGAUGUCAAGCACAGGGUGCUGGCAUGACUUUUGGCGAGGACCAUUGCUAUUGUCAAGCUGAAGUGGUGGUGGCCUCAAUGUAGUGUGUAACAUGCGAUGUAACAUUGAACACGGUUGAUUGUAGAUUAUCAUCGGC
Messenger RNA from Lasiosphaeria miniovina, 1736 nucleotides. RefSeq lists its product as uncharacterized. Lineage: Eukaryota; Fungi; Ascomycota; Sordariomycetes; Sordariales; Lasiosphaeriaceae. Bases 23 to 1588 code for a protein of 521 amino acids. The record is from RefSeq and is a predicted model, not a curated record. The transcript has 7 exons.